GCUUACUUGCUUGAUCAUUUGCAAAUAGUUGUUCAGUUGAUGUUGCGCGCUGAUCGUGUUUGUUUACUGAUUUACAUAAGUUUAAUAAACAUUUUAAGAAUGGAGACUGUCGCAAAAGGUUUAAGAGGACUCAGAGCCUGCUUGGUUUGUUCUCUUAUUAAGACUCUUGAGCAAUUCGAACGUGAUGGAUGCGAAAACUGUGAUCUUUUCCUGAGAAUGAAAGACAACAGGGAUAAUGUGUAUGAUUGUACCAGUUCCAAUUUUGAUGGAAUGAUAGCUGCAAUGAGUCCAGAAGAAAGUUGGGUCUGUAAAUGGCAGAGAACGAAUCGAUUUUGUAAAGGAGUUUAUGCAAUUUCUGUGUCCGGCAGAUUACCAGCUGGUAUUGUGAGGGAAAUGAGGAGGAAAGGAAUUAACUACAAGCACAGGGAUACUAGUCAGCGUUUAUAAUCUUGAAAUUUUAAUUUUAUUACUAAA
Messenger RNA from Nicrophorus vespilloides, 474 nucleotides. RefSeq names its product transcription elongation factor SPT4-A-like. Bases 40 to 447 code for a protein of 135 amino acids. Gene Ontology annotation, cellular component: nucleus; DSIF complex. NCBI's taxonomy places the organism in Eukaryota, Metazoa, Arthropoda, Insecta, Coleoptera, Silphidae. Gene Ontology annotation, molecular function: zinc ion binding; RNA polymerase II complex binding. The record is from RefSeq and is a predicted model, not a curated record. Gene Ontology annotation, biological process: mRNA processing; positive regulation of DNA-templated transcription, elongation; regulation of transcription elongation by RNA polymerase II. The transcript has 4 exons.